UCUUCGCACGAGAACGUAAAGAAUGAUGAAUCAAUGAACGGCAAAUGUCUCUUGUGAUGUCUGAAGGUAAGCAUAAUAUAUAAUUGAAUUUAUUCUACUCGUAAUUUUAAACUCACGCAGUAUCUCUGCACAGAGAAAUAUUCGUGACUGAAGCAAGCCGUACCGAAAAUUCGCAUCGUCUGCUAAAGUGUCUACCGCGCAGGCUCGAGCAACAUGGCUACCACAAAUAUUUUGUUGUGGAUUUCCUCGGAAAGUAAGGAUUCGAUCGAUAUUCGUAGAUGUCUGCUAGAUUUUUUAGUGAGAAGCGUUUACGGUACCUGGUGACGAUGUUGGAGUGUUACGAGGUACAAUAGAAGCCCAAAGUGUUGUCAGUUGUCACGAUUCUUGUGGAACAUCGCAGUGAGGCAUGUUUUCGAGUUGAAAUGGCCCUCCUUUCACGCAGCCCUCCAUGGUGACCAUAAUGAACGCGAGCGGAGCCGGUGAGCCGCUGGCCAUCGCGGUGGGGUCCAGCAACAUGGUGUCGGACGACGAGGACGGCUGCAUGUCGUCGCCCGGCUCCCCGCAGUUCGACGACAGCGGGGACCUCAUGGCGGCUGCUAUGGGCGAUGAGGUCACCGCUCAGUUGGCGGCUGCAGGGCCAGUCGGUGUGGCAGCAGCUGCUGCAAUCGUCUCCGCAAAGAAACGUAAACGUCCACAUUCAUUCGAAACAAACCCCUCUAUCAGGAAGCGACAGCAGAACAGGCUGUUGAGGAAGUUGCGACAAACUAUCGAUGAGUUUGCAACACGGGUGGGCCAGCAAGCCGUGGUGGUGGUCGCAACUCCAGGGAAACCUCAGAACAGUUUCAAAGUGUUUGGAGCAAAACCCCUGGAAGAUGUGAUGAAGAACAUCCGAGCGAUGAUCAUGGAGGAGUUGGAGUCGGCGCUUGCACAGCAGGCCCCGCCUCCCGUGCAGGACGACCCGUCCCUGUACGAGCUGCCCCCGCUGAUCAUCGACGGCAUCCCCACCCCGGUGGAGAAGAUGACGCAGGCGCAGCUGCGAGCGUUCAUCCCGCUCAUGCUGAAGUACUCCACGGGGCGGGGCAAGCCGGGGUGGGGGCGGGAGUCCACCCGGCCCCCGUGGUGGCCCAAGGAGCUCCCGUGGGCCAAUGUGCGGAUGGACGCCCGUACCGAGGAGGAGAAGCAGAAGAUCUCGUGGACGCAUGCGCUGCGUCAGAUCGUGAUCAACUGCUACAAGUACCAUGGCCGGGAGGACCUGCUGCCAGCGUUCAGCGAGGACGACGAAAAGCCCGGCGUGUCGGGGGGCGGCGCCGGGACCGGAACGGUGGGCACCGUGCUCAAGUUGCACGGCCACAAACUGCAGCCGGCGGGCCCCGCCCCCGGGGUCGUCCAGUCGACGGUCACUCAACUGACCGCGGCGGCUUCCCCCCUUGCCACCUCGGCACAGGUGGCAGCACAGUUUGCGCCUACAGUGCUGCAGACGAUAAGCAAUCCCGACGGCACAGUCUCCAUCAUCCAGGUGGACCCGAACAACCCCAUCAUCACGCUGCCCGACGGCACCACCGCGCAGGUGCAAGGGGUGGCGACGACGCUGGCAGAGGUGGCCUCUGCGCAGGCUGAUGGGGGCGUGACCGUCGACCUCAGCAACGUGACGGAAGCAACGCUGAACCAGGACGGCCAGUUGAUCCUCACCGGAGAAGAUGGACAUGGUUACCCGGUGUCUGUAUCUGGCAUGCUGACGGUACCGGUGUCAGCAUCCAUGUACCAAACAGUGGUGGCAAAUCUGCAGCAGAUCCAUCAGGGAGAUGGUACCAUACAGAUGGAGGACGGAGUGUUCCAAGUGGUGACACCCAUGGUCCAAGUGCCGAAGGUGGAGCCGUCCAACGGCGGUGACGGCGUCGACACCAUCACGGUCACGCCGCAGCUCAUGGGCGCCACCCACCAGGUGGUCACCGUCGGCAGCGAACCUCAGGUCCUGCAGGUGCUCUCGCUCAAGGACACCUCCGCCUUGCUCUCGUCCAAGCCGGACGACGGCUCGCCUCAGCCCGUGGACGUUAAGGACGAGGCGGCGGGGGCCGGCGCGGCCGACCCGUAGACGUCGCCGCAUUCCCCCCCUCUUGCCAGACUUGGUGCGGUUACGUACGUGGCAUGUUCCUUGCACGUAUGCUGGUCUCUUGGGGCUGAGUGUAUCGCCAACUGUGAUAAAUUUUAUUUUAAUGCAAGUUCAUUGCAAAUACUGGUACAUAGUACAAUAGAGGUGUACAUACAUAACACUUAACUGGAAAAUAAUUAAGUUUUAAUGUAUUGAUUUGACAUACUUAUUUGUGUUGAUUGGUUUUGUUUAGAUUGUUGUUCCAGAAUUGCAACAUAUUGUGUUGCAUAAUUUAAAAACAUUGAGUUUUCAGAUUAUAACAUUGAUACUGCUAAAUGUUAUAAGUCUUGUUGGUUCUUUUUUCCCCCCCUUUUUUUCUUCAGAAUAUAUAUUUUAUUUAUAAAUUUUGCUGCUCAACUUGCUGUUGGCCACAUAAGGUUUUUGAUUUAUAAUUAUUUAUUUAUUUUGGUUUCAUCCUCCUCUUUCUGAAAUUUAUUUUUGCUCUAUUUCAUUGGAAGAACUAUUUUAACAUUUUUGAGGACAUACUGCAGAUUAUAUUAAUAAGGGGAAGAAAGAAUAUUGUAAGGCUAUGCAAAAAAAAACAUAUAAAACAUGAUUACUGUUACAAAAUAAAUGAAAGUAAGAACAUUGCUGCAGAACGAUAUAAUUUAUAAAACUGAAAAAAGGAAUUUGUACAUUCAUAUUUUUUGGGGUGGUGUGAAUACAAUAUGUUCCAAUGUUCAUACAAUUGCUAAUAAAUUUAUUUUUACAGUUAAUAUUUACUGAUUUAAAUUUUCAAAAUUAUGAAAUCACACGAAAAUUAAGUUAAAAGUAAACAUUUGUUACUAUGUGAGCUUAGCCACAGUAAAAUUUCAACUAAAUUCUAAGUUUUUUAAUUGGUAAUUUUUCUUAUAACUACUGUAUUUUUAUUUAAUUUCAUCUUACAGCCAGGUUCAUGUAUAUUUGAGUGUCUUAAUUUGAAAUUUUCUUAUAAUAAUGAUUGUCAUAUUCCGUGUUCUUUUUUUUCUCUCGGAUCUUCCUUACAUUUAAGGAUGUUUUACUUUAGGUUAACUGUUAUUUCAGUUUGACUUACAUUUUGUUAUACAUUUCAAUGUACAUUUUGUUUGAGAUAUUCUUAUAAUUUAUAAUCUGCCAUAUUUUUUGGCAGUGGUGGCCAACAUUUGUACAGAGAGUUCCUCUACACUUGUUCGAGAUUUUAAGAACUCACUCCAAAAAUGGAAGGUUUCGGAAAGUACUUUUGAGCUUGGUUGUGUAACAUAAACAAAAAUUAAAUUAUUUAUGUGUGUUAUAUAUAUAUAUAUAUAUAUAUAUAUAUAUAUAU
Molecule: messenger RNA, 3431 nt
Organism: Bacillus rossius redtenbacheri
Lineage: Eukaryota; Metazoa; Arthropoda; Insecta; Phasmatodea; Bacillidae
Product: DNA-binding protein Ewg-like
Exons: 10
Coding region: 449-2092 (547 amino acids)
Biological process (GO): regulation of transcription by RNA polymerase II
Cellular component (GO): nucleus
Molecular function (GO): RNA polymerase II cis-regulatory region sequence-specific DNA binding; DNA-binding transcription factor activity, RNA polymerase II-specific
Source: RefSeq, a predicted model, not a curated record